UACCCUAUACACACACGCGAUGCUACUCACAAGACGCAUGCAUCUACCUGCCUAGGUACGUGAUAUUAACUAACAACCGACAGUUUGGAAUAGGAGUGGCGGUCAGCCUAUGACUUUCGGUUCUUGCUGUGUAUUGCUGGUAUUAAGCGCCGGCCCUGACCCCCUCCCCAGGACGUCCGCUGAACCUGCAGCACCCCUUCAGCCAGUCAUAUUCCCUGUUCAACGUGGAGAUCACCACCUGCAGCCCGCCGCUGUGCACCCAUGCCCAUGCGACUCUGUCGUUCUUGCGGUGUACCUAGCAAAACGCUGGAAUUUCCCCCGUUGGCUGGGGUUUGCCGGUGUCAUGUACGUUAUAUGCAGCUGUCGACGACUGUCCUGGUUUCAACUAUUUGAAACAGACACGACGGUUACAGUCGCAGCAACAUUGUCUGCUUGCUUACGUUAAGUCAGGUAGGCAAGGCGACCAACUGAAAGAGUUGAGAUGAAAUUUAUUGCCGUGCUAAAGCCGAUGUCUUUUUCCUUCUUACUAUGAGCCAUUUCCUACAGGCUACAAGCUCUGUCUCAGUGCAUAUACGGUUGGUAAUCUGGUAAUUUAGGAGCCAAUCUCAAGCCAAGGA
Molecule: messenger RNA, 617 nt
Organism: Daldinia caldariorum
Lineage: Eukaryota; Fungi; Ascomycota; Sordariomycetes; Xylariales; Hypoxylaceae
Exons: 1
Coding region: 110-445 (111 amino acids)
Source: RefSeq, a predicted model, not a curated record